Messenger RNA from Arctia plantaginis, 1653 nucleotides. Lineage: Eukaryota; Metazoa; Arthropoda; Insecta; Lepidoptera; Erebidae. The record is from the annotation of a GenBank genome assembly.
AUGAGUAAUAAACUUAGCAGCAAGGAAGAGACUGUUGCGGAAAGCCAUAAAAAGGAAAACAAUAAAUCCAGUUCACUAUUUUACGGUAUCUCUAUCAGCAUGUUGAGACAAUUCUUCUUCAUUAUUCGGAUAUAUUUUGAAAAGUUGGUCGACUUGAUCUUUGGCUACCUAUAUGAGAGUCAGGCAAAGAAAAUACCUGAUUUAAAGAAGUCACAAAGUAUACUGUUGGAGAGUGCAGUGAGUUUGGCAUUGAAAAUUCAAACCAAACAAUUGAAGGCUGAAGACUUGAUGAGGACAACCAUUGAUAGGAUUAAAGAUGUGAAUCCCAUUCUAAAUGCAGUCACUGAUGAGAGGUUUGACGAUGCACUAAGAGAUGCUCAAGAAGUAGACCGUAUUAUUGAAAGCGGUGUACCUCAUGAAUACUUCCAAACGAAACCGUUCUUAGGUGUCCCCUUCACGGCUAAGGAGUCCCACGCCGUCAAGGGUAUGCUGCACACCCUGGGUGUAGCGUCAAGGAAACAUAUACGUGCAACUGAAGACGCUGAGUGUGUGCGAUUGUUGAGAGAAGCUGGUGCCAUCCCCGUGGCUGUCACUAAUGUACCAGAACUCAAUAAGUGGCAGGAGACCCGCAACAUGGUGUUCGGCCAGACCUGCAACCCACAUCACACAGGUCGUACGGCGGGUGGAUCUAGUGGAGGGGAGGCUGCUCUUCAGGCCGCUAUAGCUGUUCCCAUCUCGUUGUGUUCAGACAUUGGUGGUUCUACUCGCAUGCCAGCCUUCUACUGCGGACUGUACGCGCUCAACCCCACAGCUGGACAUACUAGCAUCAAAGGGUCUACUCUUCGCUCGGGAGAGGAUCCAACGAUGGCGUCAGUGGGCUUCGUGUCGCGGCACCACAGCGACCUCGCACCACUCACGAAGGUCGUGGCUGGGCAGAAAGCCCAAGACCUGGACCUCGAUAGAGUUGUAGACGUCAAAAAACUGCGGUACUUCUACGUGGAGUCAGCCAACGACCCUCGUAUCAGUCCAAUCUGCGAAGAGCUCAGAGAAGCCAUGAACAAAGUAAUAAAUAAGCUAACAGUUGACGCUACAUCUACAGAAUAUGUCCCCAAACCGUAUUACCACGAAGGUUUCAAUCACAUGUACUCCCUGUGGAGGUACUGGAUGACCAAGGAGACUGAUAACUUCGCCAAACUACUCACCAACAACGAGGGAGAGGCCAGGUUCAUCAAGGAAUUGCCCAAGAAGUUGCUUGGCCAGUCGAAUUACACCCUAGCAGCUAUAUUGAAGUUAGGGGAUGACCAAAUAUUACCACCAGUUGAUGCGGAGUGGGCCGAGAAACUGACCGCUGAACUGAGAGAAGAAUUGAUCAAUCUUCUAGGUUCCGAUGGAGUGUUAAUAUUCCCGAGCGCGCCUACUCCGGCCCCCUACCACUACUCCCCUCUACUGAAACCGUAUAACUUCGCCUAUUGGGGCAUAUUCAACGUGCUUAAGUUCCCAGCAGCACAGAUCCCGCUGGGCGUGUCUGGGGGCGGGCUGCCGCUGGGCGUGCAGGCGGCGGCGGCCCCGCGCGGGGACGCGCUGUGUGCCGCCGCCGCCGCGCGCCUCGGGCCCGCGCUCGGGGGCGCCGCGCCGCCCUGCGCGCUGCCCUAG